UUUUGAAUUAGAAAUUUAGUUAUACGACAUUGCUUGAAGCGCGCAUAGUUGCUAUAAUGUCUGGAAGAGGUAAAGGAGGUAAGGGACUCGGGAAAGGAGGCGCUAAGCGUCACAGGAAGGUUCUCCGGGAUAACAUCCAGGGCAUCACCAAACCCGCCAUCCGUCGUCUCGCUCGCCGCGGCGGAGUCAAGCGUAUCUCCGGUCUGAUCUACGAGGAGACCCGCGGUGUAUUGAAGGUGUUUCUGGAGAACGUGAUCCGCGAUGCUGUCACCUACACCGAGCACGCCAAGAGAAAGACCGUCACCGCCAUGGACGUCGUGUACGCGCUGAAGCGACAGGGACGCACUCUGUACGGCUUCGGAGGAUAAACUCAUCUGUACACUCACAAACACCCAACGGCUCUUUUAAGAGCCACCCACAUUUUCAGAAAGAGCUGUAUUCAUAAUGUUCUCUGAAGUAUUUUGUGAUCAAUUUAAAGUGUAGUCCAAGGUUUUUUUUAA
Molecule: messenger RNA, 500 nt
Organism: Carassius carassius (crucian carp)
Lineage: Eukaryota; Metazoa; Chordata; Actinopteri; Cypriniformes; Cyprinidae
Product: histone H4
Exons: 1
Coding region: 57-368 (103 amino acids)
Biological process (GO): nucleosome assembly
Cellular component (GO): nucleosome
Molecular function (GO): structural constituent of chromatin; DNA binding; protein heterodimerization activity
Source: RefSeq, a predicted model, not a curated record